AUGAAGUUCCUGGGACCACAUGGGUGUCGGUGGUCGAUCAUCCUGCGCCUCAUCGAGUACUUCAACGUGGUGCCCGCACCCGCCGAACGCCGGAAUGUGCACGAAUCCGACGCGCCUGACGCCGUAUUCAUCAUGGGUCGCAACAACUCCGCCUUUGUCCUCAAAGGAAGUCGUAAAGACGUAAAAGACUGGACGAGUUGCGGGUUGAUGUACCGCGACGCUCCAUGCGGCGUACCAUCGUCUGUGUGGCAGGGCUUCACUCGCAUGGCUAGUCUCAUGGUGCUGUUGUUCAUUUUCUCGGCGGUGCCUAAUGGAAGUACACUAGAUCAGGUUGCUUUCAUUAUCCUAAAUGCGGUUGCGCAACUCAAUGUGCUCGUUGGACAGCGGCUGAAUAGUCGGUGGGUAAUGGCAAGACUAAAGAAGGAAGAAGACUCGAGAGUGGAGACUAGAACACACGUUUAUGCGAACCUGAUCAGAGAAUUCAAGGAUGCCGAGAGCGAGAAGCAGUGGGUUGAUGCGUCGGGGAUUUUGCCCAGGACCGAGGUGUGGAAGGAAUGGAAAGAACGGGUUGUGCACGAUGAGGGAGAUGAUCCAAAGAAGUUGUAUCGCGUGGUUUCAGAUGAUUUUGAGAGCAAGAGCAAGAGCAGAAGUGGAAGUUCAGGUGAUAUGGACAGGUUCGUUGAGGUGAAGGAGAAAGGUCAAUAG
Molecule: messenger RNA, 705 nt
Organism: Alternaria arbusti
Lineage: Eukaryota; Fungi; Ascomycota; Dothideomycetes; Pleosporales; Pleosporaceae
Exons: 2
Coding region: 1-705 (234 amino acids)
Source: RefSeq, a predicted model, not a curated record